Messenger RNA from Rasamsonia emersonii CBS 393.64, 1809 nucleotides. RefSeq lists its product as uncharacterized. Lineage: Eukaryota; Fungi; Ascomycota; Eurotiomycetes; Eurotiales; Trichocomaceae. The transcript has 4 exons. Bases 1 to 1809 code for a protein of 602 amino acids. The record is from RefSeq and is a predicted model, not a curated record.
AUGCGUCUCCUUCUCGCCGCGUCCGCGGCGCUCCUCUCGACCAGCUAUGCCUUCCAGAUCCCAUCGUACGCCCACUGUCCUCCUCUCGGCCCCGUCCUGCCCGCUCCAGCCCAGCCGUUGCAGAACGAGGCUGUCCAGACGGCCGUGGCAGCCAUCUCAGCUGCAUUCCACAACCUGACGGCCGGGCUCAACGACACGGCCAUCUCCGUCGGCGUCGCCUCCAUCCACGAGGACGCGCCGCUGCUCGAUCUGCACUGGACGCCGCCGCAGCGCAGCCCCAAUGGCACCGGCAACGUCGACCGCAACACCGUGUACCGCGUCGGCAGCAUCUCCAAGGUCUACACCGUGCUCGCGCUGCAGCUGCUGGCCGACAGGGUGCAAUGGACCGCCCCCGUCACCACGUACGUCCCGCAGCUGCGCCAGCUGUCCGGCAGCCAGGUCGACUGGGAUGAGGUCACCGUCGAGGCGCUCGCGUCGCAUCUGGCGGGGGUUCCAGCGAACUUUGGCUUCGACGUGGGCAAUGAACCCGGCGACUGGACCAAGUACGGCCUGCCCGUCCUCAACGCGAGCGAGGUCUCGGGCUGCGGAGGAGAGCCAGACCAGGCUGGCUGCACCUGGCAGAGUAAGCAUUUGAUCUCGCUCGUACUGUACUCUCUGACCGCUGGCUCAUGCCAAUUGACAGCCUUCUUCACCAAAUUCGGCCGCCGCCGCCCCGUCUACGCGCCCUGGACGACGCCCGUCUAUUCCAACAUCGGGUUCGCCAUUCUGGGCCUCGUCGUCGAGUCCGUCACCGGCCAGACGUACGAGCAGUUCGUCAGCGAGGCCAUUUUGGCGCCGCUCAACCUGACCCGCACGAGCAUUUCCACGCCGACGGACAGGAAUGUCGUCGAGGCGAGCUGGUUUGGAUCUGAUCUGGGGAUUGAGAAUUCCUCCGGUGGCUUCUAUGCCAGUACCAGCGACCUCCUCGCCCUGGGGUCCGCCAUCCUCGGUUCGCGACUGUUGCCCCCCGUGCAGACGCGUCGCUGGCUGAAGCCGCUCACGCACACCUCCUCGCUGGGCGUGUCUGUCGGCGCGCCGUGGGAGAUCGCCCGCGGCGUGAGCCUGACGGCGGACAACCGCACGAUCGACUUCUACACCAAGAGCGGCGAGAUAGGCGAGUACGUGGGGAUCCUGGUCCUGAUUCCUGACUACGACCUCGUGGUCAGCUUUCUGUCCGCGGGGCCGAGCGCGUCGUACUCGAUCGUCUACGGCGGCCUGACGCAGAUCUUCCACGCGCUGCUCCCGGCGAUCGAGCAGGCCGGCAAGGACGAAGCCAACCGCACGUUUGCGGGCCAGUAUCAGCUGAAGGGCAGCAAUAAUAAUAACAAUACGAGGAUCACUAUCUCUGUCGACGCCGACGGCCCCGGCCUAAAAGUGUCCCACUGGUACACUCACGGCCAGAGCAUGGCGCAGAACUGGCCCGUGAUAUCCUCUCCAGCGGGGACGCCGCCAGCCAGCCCGAGCCCUGCCCCAGGAGUGGGAAUCAGACUGUACCCAACGAACCUGCGGUCCGGCAAGACGUGGGCAUGGCGCGCCGUCUUCGACACUGUCUCGUCGGAGUCCGAGGCCGCGGCCGAGGACGCGCAGCUGUUCUUCCCGCAGGGGAGCUGUCUGAGCUGGUCGACGAUCGACAACACGAUCUACGGGCUGAACGGGCUGGAAGAGGUCGUGUUUAGUCUGGACGAGAACGGGCAGGCGAGCAGCGUGACGUUGCGAGGGUUGCGGGAGACGCUGAUAGAUAGACUAAUUAAUUGUCCUGUAUUGAUGUAA